UCGGGGAAAUAUUACUUCAGUGGUGCGGUUCGCAUAUCAGCAGGGCACCUAAGAGGAGCGCUCGGACAGACGGCCGGGGGCGGCAGAGGAGAUAAGUCAUGGAGUACUUUUCGGGAGGUGCAGCAGAUGUCCCAGCAGAGUCAGACUGUCCCGUAUGCAAAGAGGACUUAAAAGAUCCCACCCGACCAUCCUCCUGCAGCCAUGUGUUCUGCCGGUACUGUCUAACACAGUCGCUGAGAGCCAGACCGCACUGCCCUGUCUGCAGGGCCGCAGCCGAUGAGCAUCAGAUCUUCCCAGCCAAUGACGUGCUGGCUCAACAAACAACAGACACCCAGAGGGGUCGCCGCGGCGACGUGAGGGACAGGCUCCGGAGGUACGGCGCGGCCCUGCCCGUGGUGGACCGCUUCGAUACGGUGUCGUCACGGCGACUGUCCUCCAGCAUACAAGAGCGCUUGCUUCGUCUACAGGCUUCGCAGAACGGGACUCCUCCUGCACCCCCUGAACCUGCUGCCCCACCUGAGCCUGCUGCCCCGCUCACCCUGCCUACCCUGGCCCCUGGGGUCCCAGAACCCCCCAGGCCUCGCCCAGUGGCCCCAACCCCGAGGAUCAGGAGCGGCCUUUUCGGUCUCGCCCAGUACUUCUUUCAGACUCCUGUUGUCCCCCCCACCGAUCCCACCCCCCUGUUGACACCACCCCCUCCUACUCCACCCAAUUCAGUGGGGGCCAUGGCCCCUUCCCCUCAGGAGUACCCCUCGUCUCCCGGUUCAUCUUCUUCGUCUUCAGAUGAAGAGUCCUCCUCUUUGGAUGACAUACUGUUUGAUUACGAGAUGGAGCAGUCACAGCAUGUAAGUCCUGUGGAGCUGCUCUUCAGCUGCCCUUACUGCCAGGAGGGGGGGAUGGACGAGCUGGGUCUGCUGGACCACUGCAACACCAAUCACAGAGCCGACCCCAGGCGUGUGGUGUGCCCCAUAUGCGCGUCCUUACCUCACGGGGACCCCACCUAUCAGAGCGUGGACUUCAUCGGACACAUCAACCGGCGACACCGCUACUACAACCAAGACUUCAUGGAUGUGACCCAAAACGAGGGCAUCAACGAACAAGCCGCAAUCCUGGCCUCGUACAACUCGCUGGUGCAGAACAAAUAAAGUGAUGUUUUCGCGUCGUCUGCACUUGGCCGUUUGUCUUCUGAAAUCUACGCAGACCCGGUGGUGCCCGCUAUGGAAGCGCUGAGCUGCAAAGACGCCUUCGAUUUACAGCACGAGCAAGAUCAGAACGUGCGCUCACUUGUGAACUUGCUGCAAUAUAUUAGUGAUAAGCCGUUUAUAAAGCCAAAGAUAGCAUUAUUAAUACCUUACCAAAUAUACUGUAAAGCUCAUAACCGCAAAGUCUGUCGGGUUUUCCCUUGGUUUCCAGAGGGCUUAGGCGCUCUCAGCUAUAUUUUGGAAAAGUGUUUUUUGUUGUUGUUGUUGUUGUUGUUUUAAUAUAUGAAAAAACGAUUUGACCAGCGGGUUUCAUCAGAAAAAGACGUUACGCGUGAACACAGCCUAACUUUCUUCAACUACCAAGCCACGUUUGAUACUAACGUUAGUUCAAUUGAGGUAUCUUUAUGUAACGUCCGCUAACUAGCUUCCCGUCCGUGAAACCUGGAUUAGGAAAAACACCCUGCGGCGUUGGCCCGGGACAAGCACACCCAAGAUGUGAAUGCCGAUUGAAGCCGCAGAAUAAUCAAUAUGAAGUAUAUGUAGUCUCCAUUGUUGGGUUAGUGAUAUGAGCUCAUACACUGCCAGUGAUUUAAUAUCUCAGGUCUUUCUAUACUUAUCAGGGAGUUAGUGAUUAUUUCAGUCCUGGACUUCAUAAGCAAGAGAGCUUCACUGCGUACGAAACAGAAAGCAAAGCUUUUUCUAUUUUUUAAUGUGCAAUAUAUUUUCUUGUAACUCUCAAAGGCAGAAUUUCGUUUCGUCAGCUUGGGGAAUUUAUAAUUAACUGAAUGUGAAAUAUAGGAUGUCUGAUUUGCUGCAUAUCGAGGUUUAAGUCCCUCAGAUAAGUAAUACAACGAUCUGGGUACCUGCGCUGCUUAACUAUGCACUUAAGAUACGUUUGCACGUUUUUUUUUUUUUUUUUUGUCAUGAAAUCAUAAAAAUAUGUAACUAUUUUAAUAUAAAUGUUAUAAAAAUCAACAUGUUUAUAUAUGUCAAAGAAAUUGAUCACUUUCCCAUGUUGUUCUGCAAAUAAAUUACUGCAAAAGCUAA
Molecule: messenger RNA, 2249 nt
Organism: Anguilla anguilla (European eel)
Lineage: Eukaryota; Metazoa; Chordata; Actinopteri; Anguilliformes; Anguillidae
Product: E3 ubiquitin-protein ligase RNF138
Exons: 8
Coding region: 99-1145 (348 amino acids)
Biological process (GO): protein polyubiquitination; ubiquitin-dependent protein catabolic process
Molecular function (GO): ubiquitin protein ligase activity
Source: RefSeq, a predicted model, not a curated record